AUGGGGUAUAGCAGAAGGCUUGGAGGCGGUGAAAUCCCAAAUUACGGAGAAGAAAAUGAACUGUUCACAAUUAAGAUUAGACAUGGGGGAAACUUAAGUCAUUCUGGAUCUACUUCCUAUGUGGGAGGGUAUUGUGAUUAUUUUGAUAAUGUUGAAGUAGAUGAAUGGGGUUAUAUGACUAUUAAGGAUCUACUAAAUGACUUAGGAUUCAACAUUGAGGAUUGUAAUGUAUAUGCAGUGGUUGAGGAUAAAUUGACUAAGGUGAUUUCAGAUUUAGAGACAUGGGAUUUAAUAGAUUUUGAAGGUAGGGCAAGAGAAGUUGAGUUAUGGGUUGGUUUGGGUGAAUUGGAUGCAGUAAGUGAAGAGGAGGGUAGUGAGGAUGUCUUGUUUGAUUGUAAUAUUGAUUACAAUGAACAAGAAGGUGAUGACAUUGAAUUUGCAAGAUCAAUUGAUCCAAUUGUGGAGUAUGAUGGUGUAUUGCCAAGUGAGAAAGGUGUGGGUGAAGAUGAGGACCAGUGGGAAAAUAUUGACCCUCCGAUUGAAUAUUCUGAUGAAGGGUCACCAUAUGGUAGUGAUGAAGAAGGGGAAAAAGAGAAAUUCCCACAUUUUAGGGCUUGUACUGACAAGGAAUGUCCUGUGUUUAGUAUUGGCUUAAAAUUUGCUUCUAAAUCUGAUUUUAAAGAUGCUAUAAUACAGUAUGCUUUUAAGAAUGGGAAGGAUUUAAAAUUCUCCAGAAAUGAUAAGGUUCGGUAUGUGGUGACUUGCAAACACAUUGGAUGCCCAUGGUCAAUCACUCUUAGGUUAGAGCAACAUCCUAAUACUUGGAGGGUUACUACCUUUAAUGAUUCCCAUAUUGAUUGUCCUUGGGUGAAAGAAAACAAAAUGGUGAAGGCAACCGUGUUGGCAAAAAGGUGGAAGAAUGAAGUAAAAGGCCAUUCUGCAUGGACAACUAAGGAGUUUAGGGCCAAAGUAUGUAGUGAUGAGCAUUUCACUGUGACCAAGAGGCAAGCAAUAAAGGCCAUGAAGCUUGCUAGGGCUGCAAUUAAGGGAGAGCUUGAGGAUCAUUUCAACAAGUUUUGGAGCUACUACCUUGAGAUACAAAGGACUAACCCAAACACAACUUCUUUGGUUAAAUUGAGUAAUGUUGUUGAAGAAGAAGGGAAGAAAAGGUUUAUGAGGUGGAAGUCCAAAUGCAAAGGGAAGUUUAAGCACUAUAGGACAAUACAGAAAAAGGUCUACCGUGGGGUUCAAGUCCAAAUGCAAAGGGAAUUUCAGUGA
This is a messenger RNA of Ipomoea triloba (trilobed morning glory), 1278 nucleotides long. RefSeq lists its product as uncharacterized. The transcript has 2 exons. Bases 1 to 1278 code for a protein of 425 amino acids. The record is from RefSeq and is a predicted model, not a curated record. NCBI's taxonomy places the organism in Eukaryota, Viridiplantae, Streptophyta, Magnoliopsida, Solanales, Convolvulaceae.